GUGGAUUCAGUGUGGCGCCCGCUGUGGACUCGGCCUUUACAAAUGCUCCUGGCAGACACGUCUGGCUGGCUUGUAAGGUGCCAGUGUGGCUCGUUGGCAGUUAUUUAACGUGCUGAAACGUGCCGGCAGCCGUCAGCACGCGGGUGACACCGCAGCGGAGAGCAGUGCGGUCUGCAGAAUUUCACCUCCGGAACCUCGCACUGGCCUCCUGGGCAGGGGCGUCUGUGUCUGUGUGAGUAGACCUUCCACCUGUCGCGAUGGGUUAUUGACAGGAGAAACCUGACUGUGGGAUGUCAGCCGCCUGAGAUCCCUGUUGGACAAGAUGGAAGAAGAGCUGGAAUGUCCAAACUCGUCCCCGGAAAAACGCUAUUUUCCGGAAUCCCUGGAUUCCAGCGAUGGAGAUGAGGAAGGCGUUUUGGCCUGUGAGGACUUGGAACUGAACCCUUUUGAUGGACUGCCCUACUCGUCACGCUACUACAAGCUUCUGAAGGAAAGAGAGGACCUCCCGAUAUGGAAGGAGAAGUACUCCUUUAUGGAGAGCCUGCUGCAGAAUCAGGUCGUGAUCGUUUCAGGAGAUGCCAAGUGUGGCAAGAGCUCUCAGGUUCCUCAGUGGUGUGCUGAAUAUUGCCUUUCCAUCCACUACCAGCACGGGGGCGUGAUAUGCACACAGGUCCACAAGCAGACUGCAGUCCAGCUCGCCCUGCGAGUAGCCGACGAAAUGGAUGUUAACAUUGGCCACGAAGUUGGCUACGUGAUCCCUUUUGAGAACUGCUGUACCAGUGAAACGAUCCUGAGGUACUGCACUGAUGAUAUGCUGCAGAGGGAAAUGAUGUCCAACCCCUUUCUGGGUAGCUAUGGGGUCAUCAUCGUAGAUGACGUGCACGAACGAAGCAUUGCCACAGACGUGCUGCUCGGACUUCUGAAAGACGUUUUGCUCGCGAGACCAGAACUGAAGCUCAUCAUCAACUCCUCGCCACUGCUGAUCAGCAAACUCAGCUCCUACUACGGAGACGUGCCCCUCAUAGAGGUGAAGAGCAAGCACGCCGUGGAGGUCGUGUACCUCAGCGGUGCUCAGAAGGACUCUUUGAAGUCGAUUUUGAGCCUGAUCUUUGAAAUCCACCACUCGGGUGAGAAGGGUGACAUCGUCGUCUUUCUGGCCUGUGAACAAGACAUUGAAAAAGCCUAUGAAAUUGUCUGUCAGGAAGGCUCUCACUUGAACCCAGAUCUUGGAGAACUGGUGGUGGUUCCUUUGUAUCCGAAAGAGAAGUGUACACUGUUCAAGCCGGCCGACGAGGCAGAGAGAAGAUGCCAGGCCUCUCAGAGGAGAGUGGUGCUGACCACCAGCUCUGGCGAAUCUUUGAUCUGGAGCAACACCGUCAGAUUUGUUAUUGAUGUGGGUGUGGAAAGAAGGAAGGUGUACAACCCGAGAAUCAGAGCCACCUCCCUUGUCACGCAGCCCAUCAGCCAGAGCCAGGCAGAGAUCCGCAAGCAGAUCGUCGGCGCAUCCUCCUCAGGCAAGCUCUUCUGUCUGUACGCCGAGGAAUUCGCCUCCAAAGACAUGCGGCCCCUGAAGCCGGCAGAGAUGCAGGAAGCCAACCUGACGCGCAUGGUGCUGUUCCUGAAGAGGAUAGACAUCGCGGGCCUGGGCCACUGCAGCUUCAUGAACCGGCCAGCACCGGAGAGUUUGAUGCAGGCACUGGAGGACUUGGAUUACCUGGCAGCACUGGACAAUGACGGCAACCUUUCUGAGUUUGGGAUCAUCAUGUCAGAGUUUCCUCUGGAUCCGCAGCUCUCCAAGGCCAUCCUGGCAGCAUGUGAAUUUGACUGUGUAGACGAAAUGCUGACGAUCGCUGCCAUGGUAACAGCCCCUAACUGCUUCUCGCACCUGCCACCUGGAGCUGAGGCGGCCGCCCAGGCGUGCUGGAAGACAUUCCUACAUCCUGACGGAGACCACUUCACCCUCAUCAACGUGUACAAGGCCUACCAAGACACGACUCUGAACUCCGCCAGCGAGCACUGUGUGGAGAAGUGGUGUCAUGACCGCUUCCUCAGCUGCUCUGCCCUCAGGACGGCCGACGUCAUCCGAGCCGAGCUCCUGGAGAUCAUCACGCGGAUCGAGCUGCCCUACGCGGAGCCUGCCUUUGGCUCCACGGAGAACAGCCUGAACAUCAAGAAAGCGCUGCUGUCCGGCUACUUCAUGCAGAUCGCGCGGGAUGUCGACGGGGCGGGGAACUACUUGAUGCUCACACACAAGCAAGUGGCGCAGCUGCACCCCCUGUCCGGUUACUCCAUCACCAAGAAGGUGCCCGAGUGGGUCCUCUUCCAUAAGUUCAGCAUAUCCGAGAACAACUACAUCCGGAUUGCCUCCGAGAUCUCUCCUGAGCUAUUCAUGCAGCUGGCACCACAGUACUAUUUCAGUAAUCUGCCUCCUAGUGAGAGUAAGGAUAUUUUACAACAAGUGAUGGAUCACCUGGCCCCGAUCUCCACGAUGAAAAAGGAGGGUGAGAAGUGCCCUGAGAGCACCGAACAGCGAUGCACGGUCCAGUGACUGCCAAGCUCCCCGCGCAAAGCCCCGGGGCGCCUGCCCCACGAGCACCACGCCCCGCAGGAUAGUGCUGAAGGAGUAAUGCUUGGUAUGUGCUCUUAAAAUAAAAAUAGAGGAGUUUUAUUGAGUUCUUUAAAUUACUGUUCCAUAUUUUUCUUCUCAUUGGAAAAGUUUUUAAACAUCCAUUCACAAUCUGACCCAGAUUUUUAAAGAUACAAAUACUGUAAAUGUGUCCCAGACACAUGGAACAGAACCCUACUUUUUGUAGAGGACUUCAAAUAAAGUCACGAGUUUUUCAGUAAACUGCCACUGCGUUUUCUGUCAUUUUCCAAAGACGAGCCCAGCCCUGUCCGUGGCAAAUGGGUUAGACAGACAGAUGGUCUUUCAGUUUAUCCAUGAUCUCGUCCAUCUUGUCGCCUGGAAUCACCAUCACAGUCCUCAUGGGCUUCAUGGGAACAUCAUCAAAAGACCAUCUGCCUCCCAGACAGGUGUCGCUGUCCUCCUGCACCGAGUAGCUGAACUUCAGGACUGCCUUCUACAGACAGAAAACCGUGGGUUAAAAACGGGCAGCCCAACAGCAAAUCUCAUCUAACCCACAACAAAGAUUACUGUUUGGCAUGUGUUUCAACAAGACUGACAGUGACAGGAAGCAACACUUGAACAAAGGAGAACUUGAACUUGAACGGUCACGCCGGCAGACAUAAAGCGCUCAGCAGAUGUGUGCACGGAACACGGCUAGAGCCGCCACUUCUCAGCAGUGAGGCAGCAGCCAAUGAUGUUACCGUCACCACCCACCCACACUGUCACCAUUCCCAAGGCUUUCAUUCUCAAAAGGGUCUGUGACAGACAAGAGAAAAUAAAAUGUUCAGCUCUGGUAAUUAACAAGAAGAAUCAGCCUUCAAACGCUGGUCUGUUCCCAUUCCCCCAGCUCUUCCUCCACGUAAAGCGUGGAUACAAAGGAAGUCUGCACAGCCGGCCAUAUCAAAACACCCAUUCUACAAGCGUGACAUGCGCCAGCCGAGGUGAAGACAAGUUUGUUUUUAAUUCUACUUCCUGGGAAACAAGGACAGAGCUGAACCUGCACUGAAGUCUCAACGGGGAGAACUGACAUCAUCCAAUUCAGGAAAAGUGGUCCCCCCAGAUCUGUGAUGACUGAGAAAUGCUCUCGGCACUCAGCCCUCCAUCACGGUAGGAGAAAGCGCACCAGCAGGUCCACGCACACACACAGGGCGCGAGCAGCAGCUCCGGGCCAACGGCUGUGCCGUCUCAGAUGACUUCCCUCCUGGCCCACGUCUGCGAGCCAGGCUGACGUCUACCUCACAGCGCAAGGUCCCAGGCAGCACAGCAAACAGACAAUGCCCGGUGACCGCUAGCCGGUCAGCAGCUUUUCUCCUCCUGCCCCUUGGGGCGUGUGAGGCGACAUGCCAGGAACUGUCAGCUGCCAGCCGACAGGGACAUGGAACAGAGUGGCUAUACUCGGAGGACUGACAUAAAAUGGGAGAAUAAGAAACCUGGAUUAUUUCUAAGAAAAUUCUUAUUUAAAUCUAAACGGGUGAAACGGGAUAGUCUUACCUCAUAGAAAAAUUCUUCCUCUGCGUUUGCAAACAUUAACUCUUCUUUCUUUUGGCCGCUCCGUUUCUUCUUGGAACUGCCUUUUCCUGCUUCCACAAAUGUCUUGCUGAUCAGCAGGUAGAAGCAGCACUUCCCGCACGGCUUAUUGGUCUUGUGUGCCUCCGCGAGCUCUUUCCUACAAGACACAGAACACGCCGCUGCUGAGAGGCGACCCCCACCCCGAGCAGAGCACACAGCGCUCAGGGAGGCAGCUUUCCAGGGCUCCGCAGUGGGCUUCCUGGACGGGCGUUCAGGCUGGGCACUGCUAAAGCGAUGGCUGUGCUGGUGCAGUCGGUCACACUUCAGCUGAGGGCGUCACGUCUGUGAACAGCGUGAGGAAACCCGACUGCGCUCAGCUGUCGACACAGCAGCUCACAGGCCUGCUCGGCGUCACUGCCCCGCCUGUGCAGAGGUCAAAAACGUCUCAGAGUCUGAAUGUUUCCAUGGCGGCGACCCUUACCUGGCACACAGCGGCGCCGCCCUAUCCGGUCAGGACAGGAGCCCGUGGCAGGGACUCGGGACUCCAGAACUGCUUCCUGACCUGCUGCACAGACGGCCACAGCCUGAGUUCAGAACAGUUCAUGGAGUGGCAGUGACGGCUUCAUGUCCUGACAGCGGCACAGCCCUGCGUGCCGGCCGCCCCGCGACAGAAAUGAGCUUGCUUCCCAAAGGACUGGGGAAAGCACGCUCUGCGAAGCCACGGCACGGUGGGCUCCAGCUAACCAGAGACCAAAGCAAGGGGCAAAGGGCACUCAUGGCAGGACAAGUGCGUCUCAGCGGCAGCUGAGGGUGGGAGGCCGCGCACCGAGCCAGACCUCAGGGUCCCCGAGCAGUGCCACACCACAGCCACGGACGGGGCCACAGCACAGGCACCGUGACGUCUGAGAAGGAACACUGCGUAAGGCCUGCGUCUGCACUGCAUCUGUGUUUCAAGCACAGGCGACUUCACUCAGCUAAGAGACUCCACAGCUCUUCCUGAAAAUCUCUCUGUAAACGUCUAACUCCGACAUUAAAAAACAACCCCAAGAAGCCAGAAACACAGAGUCAGAACUAGGGUCUCACUGACUAUGAAGCACACGAGUGGAUCUGGGAAUGCUGCUGUUCUGUUACUGCUGUAAUGUGUCAGAUGUGAGUAAAAGUCUGUGUGAGAUCGUCUACCUGGGCCAGGCAUUUGGCACAGCAGCCGAGUUCCUGCUGGGACAGGAGCCCCCACACUGGAGCCUCCACUUCCAAUCCAGCUUCCUGCCACUGGGCACCAGGGGAGGUGGCAAAUGACCACUCCUGUCCUUGGGUUCUUGCUGUCCACCUGAGUUCCAGACUCCAGGCUGUUGUGGGCAUUCCUGGGUGGGGUGAACUAGUGGAUGGAAGGGCUCUGUUUCUGUCUGACUUUCAAAUAAAAUGAAAAUAAAAAUUUGAAAAAAAAAA
Messenger RNA from Lepus europaeus (European hare), 5581 nucleotides. It is a transcript of the gene DHX32, whose product is annotated as DEAH-box helicase 32 (putative). Gene Ontology annotation, cellular component: spliceosomal complex; intracellular anatomical structure. The coding region runs from base 323 to 2548 and encodes 741 amino acids. The transcript has 12 exons. The record is from RefSeq and is a predicted model, not a curated record. Gene Ontology annotation, molecular function: RNA binding. Lineage: Eukaryota; Metazoa; Chordata; Mammalia; Lagomorpha; Leporidae.